This is a messenger RNA of Leishmania mexicana MHOM/GT/2001/U1103, 1551 nucleotides long. RefSeq lists its product as hypothetical. NCBI's taxonomy places the organism in Eukaryota, Euglenozoa, Kinetoplastea, Trypanosomatida, Trypanosomatidae. The coding region runs from base 1 to 1551 and encodes 516 amino acids. The record is from RefSeq and is a predicted model, not a curated record. The transcript has a single exon.
AUGGCAUCGGAGGAAGCGGUUGAGUCGGCAAAGGGGUUUUGCGGGCCGGCGAUGUAUGCCGCCAGCGCCAUGCAUGCGCGCAUCACCCUCGCCGACGCCCCACCCAGCGCUGAUGGGCUUCGGCUCCUAGCCUCGAAUGGGAACUGGUCGGAGGUACUGGCGCUGGCUGAGCGGCUCGAAAGAGAGGUAGCGGCCAAGGCCCGCCGUCACCUAUUCAAGUAUGCUUCUGUGCCGUGGAGUACGUCUCCACUGGAAUCCACGCUGCCAGUGAGUCCUGGGGACUCCGAGGAGGAGCUGUCGACCAUGCAGUCGCCCCCGGAGACCGAUGUGACCGCCGCAGCCAGCUCAGCCUCAAGGCUCUCCACAGACGCUGCGGUGCGCAGCGCGCGACUUCCCUACGUGCUGGUGCAGGUGACCGCUAAUCUGAAGAUGCGACGCAUCGUGGCUGCCAAGAAAGUCGUCGAUGCCCUAGGGGACAUUGAGGGGGAGGGGUUUCGUCACCCCGUCACGCGCGAGAGCUUCGCCCCAUUCUCGCUGCGAAUGGUGGCAGCCUUCCUCCCGCUCUACGUCGGGGCGCCGAUGGAGGCGCAGAAGAAGCUGUAUGCGCUGCUGGAGGAGUGCCUCCGGCAUGAGCGGGAGUGUGGCGCAGCCAACAGCGAAGCACGCACCCCCGCUGCUGUCGGCGGUGACGGAGUGGCGCAAUCAGCGGCCUCUGCGGCUCUGCAGCGCACCUGGACACGACGGGUGCUGCGUGUGCAGCGUGCCCUGCUGCAUGUGCACAUUCACAUGAAUCAGCAGUCUUUGGCGCACAGUCUGGCAGAACAGGUGUUGCGCUCCGAGGAGAUUUGGCACCACAUGUUCCAUGACCUUUCCGAUGAGCUCCAUCAGCUUCGCCACGUCCUUCAUCUGCAGCAGCUCUUUUGCCUUGCUCUUCAUAUCGGCGAUGCUUCGCGUGCACAGGCGACACAUGCUGCAAUCCGGAAGAUUGUCGCUGCAAACGGUGCAGACGGCAUCACAGAAGUGGCGUCAUCGAAUGCGGUGUCCAACGCGAACCUCUGCAAACUAGUCGUGCUAUCCUGUGAUGCGUUCAUUGCGGUGUUCAGGGGCGAGUACAGGGAGGCGGUUCGGCUCUUCCGAGACGUGAUUGACGCGGCUGCCCACAUGAAGCAGGCCUUGCGCGCCGCUGCGGGUGACUCCGGGACGGAUGUGUAUUCUUCUCCGGAUUCUGAUGGCCUCAUCAGUGAGGACGCGCUACGCCGUUGGGUGCUUCAGGACAUUUGUGCGAACGCGCAGGUGUCGCACGCAACGUGUCAGGCGUACUGCAGCGACGCCGACCCUACCAACCUGAUGUCUAGCCUGUGCACGACGCUGGAGGGAUACGCCAAGGCGGAGCCGCAGGUGCUUUGCAACUCCGACGCGUUUGUGGAGAGCCUCGUACGGUUCUACACCCUCUCUGGUGAUCGCAAGGCCAAUCUGAACCGGCUCGCGGAUUUGUUGGAGGUGUUUCGUUGUGAUCGCAUGUCUCUUCCGAGCCUCGAGGCGCUUGUGUAG